AUGAUUUUGAUCUCUUGCGCUGGCGUAGCGAGUAGAGAAUCCGAAGAAGAACUUCUGAUGCCAGGCAUAGAUCUGAUUUGUUCAGUCAUAGUCAUCUUUAUUAUGAUUUUCGUCGUAAUUAUCGAAAAUGGUGAUGACCUGAGCGUUCACGACAUCAACAUCGGCUUUGUAAAGCAGUUACUCAUGAGAGGGAUUCCAGUAUUGUAUGAGGAGAUUCUUUCACAGCUGCUCAAUAAUCAGGUUGUUCCCAAUCUUGAAGUGAUGAUGACCCAUGCGGUGUACUACUGGUGCAAUGAACAUCGCGAAAAAUUGACUCUGUCCGAUGCCGAACUCGGUUCUUUACAGAAACUCCAACACGCAGGCGGGGACGUAUCGAUGUUGCAGAAAGAGGUAAUUCAAUUUGUUUCAGUGUGAAU
This is a messenger RNA of Cylicostephanus goldi, 416 nucleotides long. The record is from the annotation of a GenBank genome assembly. Lineage: Eukaryota; Metazoa; Nematoda; Chromadorea; Rhabditida; Strongylidae.